This is a messenger RNA of Zootoca vivipara (common lizard), 4004 nucleotides long. RefSeq names its product KLF transcription factor 6 (gene KLF6). The record is from RefSeq and is a predicted model, not a curated record. NCBI's taxonomy places the organism in Eukaryota, Metazoa, Chordata, Lepidosauria, Squamata, Lacertidae. Gene Ontology annotation, molecular function: RNA polymerase II cis-regulatory region sequence-specific DNA binding; DNA-binding transcription factor activity, RNA polymerase II-specific. Gene Ontology annotation, biological process: regulation of transcription by RNA polymerase II.
GUUGUGGCCAAGGAGAGCUUUGAAUAGGGAAGUUUUGCUGGGGGUUACAUUCGCAGUCAUCUCAGUGUUUGCAAAUAUUGAGUAGGCUCCUGAGCAAGUAUCUUCUGGAGAGAAACCCAGGAGUGGAAAGCAAGAUUACCAGCCACCACCAGCAGCUGCAUUUUGGAGACUGCAAGAGAUAUAUAUAUUAAUAUAUACAGUAUAUAUAUGUAUAUAUAUAUAUCCAUACCGUACCUUGAUAUUGCUGUGCAAUUAAACUUUGCAUGAAACUUUUCCUUUAUUAUUAUAUUUUUUUUAAAAAAAGAAACCCUUUGCAUCUGAACUACCGAAGAGGAAUUUAAUAUAUAAUUAUUUUUUAUUUUUGAAAGAGGAAAAAAACAAACCUGUCUUCUUCUUUGUGGCCGUCUUUCCCUCUGGAGGAGGAGGAGGAGGAAGUGGGACUUUGUAAAUAGCUGGUCGUAUUUCUCUCGCCAUCACCUGCCAUCACGACUACCGACGACAGCAGCAGCGGUAGCAGCUGAGAAACAUCUGUAGCGGUGUUGAUACCUGUGCUUUUUCUUCUUCUUCCUUUAAGCGAGACACAUUGCAAUCGGACGUUGACCCUGUGGAGGGUUUAUUUGUUGCAACUUCUUUCCCCCCCUCCCCUUGAAAACAAAAACAAAAAAAACCAUGGAUGUGCUUCCAAUGUGUAGCAUCUUUCAGGAACUCCAAAUUGUCCACGACACUGGUUACUUCUCCGCUUUACCAUCUCUGGAGGAAUAUUGGCAACAGACAUGCUUAGAGCUGGAACGAUACCUUCAGAGCGAGCCUUGCUACGUAUCUGCCUCUGAGAUAAAAUUUGACAGUCAGGAGGAUCUGUGGACCAAAAUUAUUUUGGCGCGUGAGAAAAAGGAGGAAUCUGAACAGAAGGCCACGUGUGUUCCAAAGGAGGAAAGCGUAAAGACUCAGAGUUUAGAGACUAACAGCUUGAAUUCUGACAUCAGCAGUGAAUCUUCUGACAGCUCUGAGGAACUUUCGCCUACAACAAAAUUCACAUCUGAUCCCAUUAGUGAUGUCUUGGGCUUGACCAGUACAGGAAACUUGAGUUCAUCUGUCACGUCGACUCCUCCUUCCUCCCCUGAGUUGGGGAAGGAAGCUUCUUCCCAACCGUGGAAUUCUGCGCCUGGUGAAUUGCAUUCGCCGGGCAAAAUUCGUACUGGUAGUGGUGGAAAGACUUCAGAAAAGGGUGCCCCAGUGAACGGCGAUGCCUCUCCGGAUGGGAGGCGGCGGAUCCACAGGUGUCAGUUCAACGGGUGCAGAAAGGUUUACACCAAAAGUUCACACCUGAAAGCACAUCAGCGUACCCAUACAGGAGAAAAGCCUUACAGAUGCUCGUGGGAAGGGUGUGAGUGGCGUUUUGCGAGGAGUGAUGAGUUAACCAGACACUUCAGAAAGCACACGGGUGCCAAGCCUUUUAAAUGUAGUCACUGUGACAGGUGUUUCUCCAGGUCCGACCACCUGGCCCUGCACAUGAAGAGGCAUCUCUGAGUGGGUGAAGAGGUCGAAUCCUGUGGGCUAAGAGGCUUCGAGGUCAACCAGCCUUGAAAGGAGGGAUGCGUGUUCCAGCCAAAGCAUGCCAUUUUGCACCCUAACCCAGUUGCCUCCAGGGCCUCUCUUCCUUGGAAGGUCUUCAGAGGGCUAAACAAGUCAAUGUAAGGAAACGGCAUAGCGACCGCACGGUUGUGGGUCUCGUACGCGGGCACCCAACCUCCUACGCCUUCUGCCGUGAGCACGUGCACUGAGAAUGUUAAUGAUUGGACGACUGUAUGUUAUUGAAGAUCGUACUGGGCGACUGUAUGCUGAGGCACAUGAAUCCUUUUUUUGUUUGUUUGUUUAAUUUUUCUUCCGUUUCGUUCCUCGUGGUUGUUUUAUAACCGUAAGCGAGAGAGAGAGAGGAAAGGUCAGCUAAAUGGGGGAGGGCGGGAAAAAUCAUUUGCGUAUGUGAGGAGUAUGCCGCAAGAAAGGAGCGAUCAAUCAUUUCCAAGGGGCGGGGCGAAAGGGGUGUCUGCACCUUUAAAAAAAAAUAAAAGGAAGAAAAAGAAAGAGGGAGGGGAAGAUGGAGGGGAGGGGGUGGCGAGUCAGGACACCAGAAUGGAGGGAGGGGCCCCUAUCCUGUGUGAGAGGAGCUUUUGGUGUCUGGUCCAGCUAUUAAAUGUGCAAUGUGUCAAGUAGCUUGUUUUACUUGCUACAGAGCUCAUUUGUAAUCCAUUGUAUAAGCUGUGUAUUUACAAUAUAACACAACCUAUAACUUUUUCAUUAUAAUACAAAGAUUAUUGCAUGGUUCUGGGGAACUAUAUGCUUUUCCAUUCUUUAAUCAGGACUUGCAGGUAUUUCUUUUGUUUUCUCUCCCCCUCUCUCAAUUCCAGUUAAAAAGCUGCUACAAUGCAAUUGGUUUAAUGUUACAUAACAUACAGAUCCUGGAUUUUUAUUUUUUUAUUUACAUUUUUGUCCUGUUGGGUGGAUAAAACCACUGUAGGUUAGAAACUGUAAUUUUUUUAAGAAAAGAAAAGAAAAUUAUCAUGCAGCUAUGUUGGGGUUUUGUUUUUUUGUUCCUUUUAUCUUUUAUUUAUGCCUUGAGGUCUCUUACUUUCUGGUUUUCUAGCUGUUAAUGCACUGUUGACCUUAAUAAUGGUGCCUUAUGCAAAAGUGAUCUCUUCUCGCAAGAGGUCUUAUACAGGGGUAUGGGUGAUUUGUGCUUCAUUAAGGCUCUCUUGUCACCUGACAUUUGUACUGUAUCAAAUGUAAAUUAUGAAGAGGUGGAGGAAAGCAUAGGCUGAAUCUUCAGGGUUUUUUCCCCCUUGUAGAAAAGCAUCUUUGGACAUGUCAAUACAAUAUUACACUUUUCCUUUAAAAAAUCCCAUAGAAUAAUAUGACCAGUUUUGCCACCUUGAAAAUCCCUGUUUAUACAUCCUUGCACAACCAAUAAUAUGUGUACAGAACAUGCACCCUGAACUUCCCUUUCCCAUUAGAAAAAUAAUUAUUUGCUUAAAAUGGCACAAGUUCCAUCUCUUUAUAUCAAGCUUUCUCUUGGUUAAUACUAAAAUAAAAUUCUCUCUUUUUUAAAAUGGAAAAAGCCAAACAAAACAAAAAAAAGUUACCAAGCAGGCAGAAAGUUUCUUGGGUGUAUAUAUUUGUUUGUAUAGUAUUUGUAAGCACUGUGUGUUUGUUUAUUUGUUUGUUUGUGUGUGUGUGUGUAUGUAUGGAUAAUAUAUUUUUUCAAGGAAAGAAUUGAGUUCUUUCCUGUGAAAUAUCGCAGCCCAUAAGAAGUCCUCUGCUUUUCCUUAAGUUUUGUAAAGGAAGCAAACAAGUGGUGGUCACUAAACACAUAUAAAACAUCAUUAAAAAUAGUAUUAUUGGCUUGCAGACUACUUUAAAAGGAGUUUGGGCAGCGGCCUGGUGGUUGAAGAGAGGCUCUGAUGGGCGCAAAGGACUCUUGCGAAGAGAAAGCUGGGCUGCAUUCGCUUCUGUGUCGGGGGGCGCACUUGCGAGCUCAAAAAUCCCCGAAGCGAAUGGAGCAGAUUGGAACAUUUUCCUGAGGGCUCCUGCAGGAUUGGGCAUCUUUCAAUGCAACUUGGCAGCUUUCUGAAUCAGGCUCUCUCUUUCUCCAGACCAAUGAGCCUGCCAUUUCCCUUUUACCUUGGCAAGGUCCCAGGACUGCCCCUCUUGUCCCUUCCAACCAACUUUCUGCUGGUGUCCAUCUGACUCUCCAUCUGUCCCGAAGGUACAUCACCUUGAGGGCCAAGCUCACUUAGUGAGAUGUUUCUACAUCAACUGGAAGCACUAUGUCAGAGGUCACUCUGAUGUCGUUGAAUCACAACUCUCACCAUCCCUGACUGUUGACCAUUCUGGCAGGGGCUGAUGGGAGUUGUGGUUGCAUGGCAUCUGGAGGGCAAUGGGGGUCUCCACCUCCUGUGCCACAUUUAGCAAUUGAUAAUUCUAGCAGGAGGAAACAACAACAACAAAAA